Molecule: messenger RNA, 1698 nt
Organism: Aspergillus clavatus NRRL 1
Lineage: Eukaryota; Fungi; Ascomycota; Eurotiomycetes; Eurotiales; Aspergillaceae
Exons: 2
Coding region: 1-1698 (565 amino acids)
Source: RefSeq, a predicted model, not a curated record
AUGGCGAAAACAGAGGAACCUUUAUCCCCUCUCUAUCGCCCCGUCAAACCCAUCCCGUAUGAACUCGUCCAACACUGUAGCAUAUUCCUUGAAGAGAAGCUAUACACACAGGCCCUCAACCUUCUACUGAACAUACUGUCCCCCGGUGCUGUAUCUUCUACCCCAAUCUAUGUUCCAUCCCCUCAGCUGCUCGCAGUCGCAGCGACAUUUCUCGUACACCCCUCAACCACAACUCGAGCCAGGACAGCAGAGGAGGAGGAAGCGCCCAACGCGGCACUGCGACUGCUGCGACUCACCAAUACGCUUGUCGGCCCCACGUCUGCCAAGCUUACCGUUGCAUUCUCAUUCACACACUUCGAGUCCUCGCGGCAGGGCCGACGGCGGCACGUGGAAGCCGAAGGGAGCGCGCACGGCGAGGUCUCGCCUGAUGAUACGAAGCCAUUGAACAUCGACCUCGGCCAGUCGGCAUCCGUAUGGUCUCGCGCGGAAGAUUUCUGGCACGUCGUAGGAUGGGCGUUUAACUGCUCCAUCCUGCACCCGGAGCGGUGGGCGAGAUGGCAGAUUUGGCUGGAAUUUAUGUGCGAGGUUCUUGAGGACGACUGGAAUGAGCGGGAACGACAAAGCGCAAGCGCUGCGGACGACAUGGAGUGCCGGCGCAUUUUACAAGGUAGCUUGAUUUCGCGGUAUAUUGUCGAUGGGAGCGCUGGGCACGGGCGAAAUCGAAGGAUCCUGAGAGCCAUCUUCGCGGACGGCGGCUCGGCUGCCGUCAACGAAUUUCGCGAGGUGUUUCACAAGGAGCUGAAGCAGCUCAAGCGCGAAACCAAUGACAAUGUGAAAAAGCGGGAGGUUGAGGUCAAUAUCGACGAAGGCCAAUACGGCGACUAUCUGUCCAAGGGCGAGGACGAGUCCGACGCAACCGAUUCCCCAGUGACGGCAACGGCGACGGCGAAACGCCCAACCAGACAGUCCAAGCGCACCAGGCGAGCCAACACUCGCUCGACCAACGCAAAAGACACCGCCACUUUGGCUCCCGACACCGCGAUGACGGAUUCUCCCAGCGCAGUGCAGGCCCAUGUCGGCGUCUCUCUGCUGGGCGGACUCCAAUCGCUCGCCCUCCGCCAACGCCUCCUACACCUCCUCUCCGCCGUCGCCAAAGCCUCCCCAGACGCCUUCACCACCCUUGAUGAGCUCUAUCAUCUCUUUGUCGAGAAUAUCCGCCACCUCCCGCUCCCCAUCUUCCAAGCCUUCGUCAGCCCCUUCGUGCUCCCGCACUUCUCUGCCGCCGCGCAGACCACCCUCUGCGAGUUUCUGCUGUUUCGUAUGCGCGAGACCGCCGCCCCGGAGACAGACGAAGAGUACCUUGACCAAACCAAGUUGGAAACGUGCUUCCUGCCUUACGCGGCCAGCACGCCCAGCAUCGUCGAUAACGCCAAGAUCUCCAUCACGCUCGAGGCGCUGCUCCUUCUCCUCGCUGAAAGCGACAUGCUGACCGUCACGCCGGCGCUGAAAGAGGCCGUGCAGCUGGGGAUCAUGGCGCGCGCGGAAAAGGCACAGAUCGAGACGCGGAAGAACCACAGUAGCCGGAAGAUGGAGGAUGUAGAAUGGUGUUGGCUGCUAGAGAGUGGGGAGCGGUUGAUGUUCUUGGUCGAUGAACUACUGGUGCAUAAGAGUGGCGAGGCGGGAGUAGCUGCGGAUUAA